UCAAAAAAUCUUUUUGUUAUUGAUAAACUGAAGUAAUCUUCAAAUUUGUGUCACAAUUGACAAAAUUCAAGUGUAGUUGAGGUGACUUUCCGAAAGUUUGGUAAUAAGUGUUCAAACUACAAAAUGUUUCUCUUCUUCGUCCUCUCCCUAUGCACCCUUUCCGCCCACGCCCUUGACAACGGUUUGGCCCUAACCCCGCCCAUGGGUUGGCUGCACUGGGAGCGUUUUCGGUGCGAAACCGACUGCCGCCAAUUCCCCUUCGACUGUAUUAGUGAGAAUUUAUUUAAAGCAAUGGCCGACAAAAUGGCCUCUGAUGGUUAUUUGGACGCCGGCUACGAAUACGUUAUUAUGGAUGAUUGUUGGUUGGCUAUGGACAGGGACAGUGAAGGGCGUCUCCAAGCCGACCCUGACCGAUUUCCCUCGGGAAUCAAGGCUUUGGCCGACUAUGUCCAUGCCAAAGGGCUCAAAUUCGGGAUUUAUGAGGAUUACGGGACUAAGACUUGUGCCGGAUAUCCGGGAAGUCUGGAUCAUUUGGAAAUUGAUGCAAAGACUUUUGCGGAAUGGGGAGUGGAUUAUUUGAAAAUGGACGGAUGUAACGUCACUCCGGAUGAAGCAAUGGAGGCUGGGCAUUUAGAAAUGGCGCGAUAUUUGAAUGAAACAGGGCGCGAGAUUGUGUUCUCAUGCGAGUUUCCCUUAUAUCGUGGCGAUAAAGUGAUUAACUCAAUUAUGAAGUUCGACAAAAAAUUGAUUGUUUUCCAGGCCAAUUACAGCGUGGCAAUUGAGGCUUGCAACCUUUGGCGGAACUAUAACGAUAUUGAGGACUCCUGGGUCAGUGUUACCAACAUUGUCAACCAUUAUAAGAAAAAUCAGGAUAAGUAUGUGGCGGUUGCAGGGCCGGGGCAUUGGAACGACCCAGAUAUGUUGAUUAUCGGCAAUUUUGGGCUAAGUCUGGACCAGAGCAAGGCCCAAAUGACCAUAUGGGCCAUAUGGGCGGCCCCUCUGAUCAUGUCGGUGGACCUGAGGACCAUCAAGCCCGAAUUUAAGGAAAUUCUCCUCAACAAACACGCGAUUAAGAUCAAUCAAGACCCUUUGGGCAUCCAAGGACACUUGCAAACAACGAUAAAUGAUGUUGAUGUUUGGCUGAAACCAAUUUCGCCAAAUGUUGGUGGUGAAUUUUCAUACGCUGUGGGAUUUGUCAGUAAUAGGGAUGACGGAUAUCCUUAUAGAAUUGAAUUCACCCUUAGGGAUUUUGGGCUGAAUAAUACGGCAGGAUAUGUGCUUACGGAUGCGUUCGUUUCUGACGAAACAACUGUAGUAAAAAAUACGGACAAGCUCGAAGUUUUUGUUAAUCCCUCAGGAGCUGUUCUCUGGCAUUUGGUUGCUAAUGAAGCGUAGAGAGUACAAUAACAAAUUAUCAACUUGUUAGUGAACAACUUUGGCUUGUUGAUCGAUAUAAUAAAUAAAAGUUUAAAAAACU
Molecule: messenger RNA, 1477 nt
Organism: Tribolium castaneum (red flour beetle)
Lineage: Eukaryota; Metazoa; Arthropoda; Insecta; Coleoptera; Tenebrionidae
Product: alpha-N-acetylgalactosaminidase
Exons: 7
Coding region: 124-1395 (423 amino acids)
Biological process (GO): glycoside catabolic process; oligosaccharide metabolic process
Cellular component (GO): cytoplasm
Molecular function (GO): alpha-galactosidase activity
Source: RefSeq, a predicted model, not a curated record